Messenger RNA from Haemorhous mexicanus (house finch), 8172 nucleotides. RefSeq names its product slit guidance ligand 3 (gene SLIT3). Gene Ontology annotation, molecular function: calcium ion binding; Roundabout binding; heparin binding. Gene Ontology annotation, biological process: negative chemotaxis; axon guidance. The transcript is spliced from 36 exons. NCBI's taxonomy places the organism in Eukaryota, Metazoa, Chordata, Aves, Passeriformes, Fringillidae. The record is from RefSeq and is a predicted model, not a curated record. Bases 553 to 5118 code for a protein of 1521 amino acids.
GCUGCUCCGGCACGGCUCGGCACAGCCCGGCACGGCUCGGCACAGCCCCGCACGGCUCCGGCACAGCCCCGACACAGCCCGCGGCGGGGGCGGGCCCGCGGCGGAGGGGUCGCUGCGAAGCCCCGGCCGUCCCCUCCGCGGGUUACCUGCCCGGCCCAGGUGGGGCGGUGCAGAGCGGAGGAGGCUGUUUUGGAGGUUGCCGCCGCUCCUGAUGGAUGUUUUGUGUGUGUUUGCCUCCGCUCCCGGGUUCUCUUUCAUCUGAGGACGCAUCUGGCUCGAGCUCUGUUAAACUAUCUGCCUUCUGGUACCGUUCGUAGAUAACAGAAAGAAACCUGAGCCCGAAAGGCAAUUCCCCACCUUCUUCCACCUAACGUGACCUUCUCGGGCGCCUUUGAAGCUUUGCUGGUGCUCCGGCGAUGAUGGCAGUGGUGGGUUCCCUUGGGCUGUACUAAGAGCCUCUUGUUUUCUUUUCCCUUUUUUCUUAGAGGCAUUUCAUCUUUAAGGGCCGGCUGCUCUCGCUCACUUUUAUACCCACUGAAGCCAUCGAGAACCAUGUUGUCUGGUGGGAGAAGUGCGUUUCUGUGCCUUGGAACGAUCCUGAGCUUUUGGAGCUCCGUGAGUUGGAUGCCUGUUGGAGGAUGCCCGCAUAAGUGUACGUGUAUUGCUUCCAACGUGGAUUGUCACGGACUGGGACUCAAAACUGUGCCGAGGGAUAUUCCCAGGAAUGCGGAGAGACUGGAUCUAGAAAAAAAUAACAUCACAAGAAUUACCAAGACAGACUUCACGGGGCUGAAGAAUCUUCGUGUCUUACACUUGGAAGAAAAUCAGAUCAGUGUGAUAGAACGUGGAGCUUUUCAGGAUCUGAAACAACUUGAAAGGCUGCGCCUGAACAAGAAUAAAUUGCAAGUUCUUCCUGAGCUGCUCUUUCAGAACACACAGAAGUUAACUAGGCUAGACCUGAGCGAAAACCAGAUAAAAGGAAUCCCUAGAAAGGCCUUUCGAGGAAUCAUUGAUGUGAAGAACUUGCAACUGGACAACAACCAGAUCAGCUGCAUCGAAGAUGGAGCCUUCCGAGCCCUGCGCGACCUGGAGAUCCUUACCCUCAACAACAACAACAUCACCCGCAUUCCUGUUACCAGCUUCAACCACAUGCCAAAGAUCAGGACUCUGCGGCUGCACUCCAAUUUCCUGCACUGUGACUGCCACCUGGCCUGGCUGUCGGACUGGCUGCGCCAGCGCCGCACCAUCGGCCAGUUCACCUUCUGCCUGGCGCCCGUCGGCCUGCGCGGCUUCCUCGUGGCAGAGGUGCAGAAGAAGGACUUUGUCUGCUCUGGCUCCCAGUCCGAGCCGCCGUCGUGCAGCGCCAGCUCCGUCUCCUGCCCCUCUGCCUGCACCUGCAGCAACAACGUGGUGGACUGCCGGGGCAGGGGCCUGACAGAGAUCCCAGCCAACCUCCCCGAGGACAUCUGGGAGAUACGUUUGGAACAAAACCUCAUCAAAAUCAUUCCCCCUGGAGCUUUCACCCAGUACAAGAAGCUGAAGAGAAUAGACAUCAGCAAGAAUCAAAUAACUGACAUUGCACCUGAUGCAUUCAAAGGCUUGAAAUCUCUCAUUUCAUUAGUGCUCUAUGGAAACAAGAUCACGGAGAUUCCCCAGGGCCUUUUUGAUGAUCUUGUGUCUCUGCAGCUGCUGCUUCUCAAUGCCAACAAGAUCAACUGCCUGAGGGUAAACACGUUCCAAGGUCUGCAUAAUCUCAAGCUGUUAUCUCUUUAUGACAACAAACUGCAGACCAUCAGCAAGGGGCUCUUUGCACCUCUGCGAUCGAUCCAGACUCUCCAUUUAGCUCAGAACCCAUUUGUGUGCGACUGCCAUCUGAAGUGGCUGGCUGAUUACCUGCAGGAUAAUCCCAUCGAGACGAGCGGCGCGCGCUGCAGCAAUCCCCGUCGCCUUGCCAACAAACGCAUCAGCCAGAUCAAGAGCAAGAAGUUCCGCUGCUCAGGCUCAGAGGAUUACAGAAGUAAGUUCACUGGGAAGUGCUUCAUGGACCUUGUCUGUCCCGAGAAGUGUCGCUGUGAGGGGACAGUGGUGGACUGCUCCCACCAGAAACUGAGCCGGCUGCCCACGCACCUCCCCGAGUACACCACUGACCUGCGUCUGAAUGACAAUGAUAUUUCUGUUUUGGAAGCUGUUGGACUCUUCAAGAAAUUGCCCAACCUCAGGAAAAUAAACCUGAGCAACAACAAGAUCAAGGAGAUCCGGGAGGGCGCGUUCGACGGCGCCGCGGGCAUGCAGGAGCUGAUCCUGACAGAGAACCAGCUGGAAUCCGUGCAUGGGAGGAUGUUCAGGGGCCUCACGGGGCUGAAGACCCUGAUGCUGAGGAGCAAUUCCAUCAGCUGUAUCAACAACGACACCUUUGCUGGCCUGAGCUCAGUGAGGCUCCUGUCCCUGUAUGACAAUCACAUCAGCACCAUCACCCCGGGAGCCUUCAGCACUCUGGUCUCUCUGUCCACAAUUAAUUUGCUGGCCAAUUCCUUUAAUUGUAACUGCCAUUUGGCCUGGCUGGGGAAGUGGCUGAGGAAGAAGAGAAUUGUCAGUGGAAAUCCACGCUGCUUGAAACCCUUUUUCUUGAAGGAUAUUCCAAUCCAAGAUGUAGAUGUCCAGGACUUCACCUGUGAUGGUAAUGAUGAGAGCAGCUGCCUGCUUUCCCCUCCUUGUCCUUCCCAGUGUACCUGUGUGGACUCCGUGGUUCGCUGCAGCAACAAAGGGCUGCGGAUGCUGCCCAAGGGAAUUCCCAAGGACGUGACUGAGCUAUACUUGGAAGGAAACCAUCUGCCUGCUGUGCCGAAGGGGCUCUCUGCCUUCAGACACCUGACACUGAUUGAUUUGAGCAACAACAGCAUCAGUGUCUUGGCCAAUCACACCUUCAGCAACAUGACUCAGUUAUCGACGCUCAUCCUGAGUUACAACAGGCUCCGGUGCAUCCCCGUCCACGCCUUCAGCGGGCUCCGCUCCCUGCGAGUGCUGACCCUCCAUGGAAAUGACAUUUCCAGUGUUCCUGAGGGAUCUUUCAAUGACCUGGUGUCCCUGUCCCAUCUGGCUCUGGGCACCAACCCCCUGCACUGCGACUGCCACCUGCGCUGGCUCUCCGAGUGGGUCAAGGCGGGCUACAAGGAGCCGGGGAUCGCGCGCUGCCGCGGCCCCGAGGCCAUGGUGGACAGGCUGCUGCUCACCACGCCCACACACCACUUCCAGUGCAAAGAGCCAGUGGAUCUCAGUGUUGUGUCCAAGUGCAACCCCUGCCUCUCCAGCCCCUGCAAGAACAAUGGGACGUGCAGCAGUGACCCCGUGGAGCUCUACCAGUGCACCUGCCCUUUUGGGUUCAAGGGUCGAGACUGCAGUGUGCCCAUUAAUUCCUGCAUUCAGAAUCCGUGUCAGAAUGGAGGGACCUGCCACCUCACGGAGGCAAAUAAGGAUGGAUUCAGCUGCUCCUGUCUUCUUGGGUAUGAGGGGGAGAGGUGUGAAAUAAACCCAGAUGACUGUGAAGAUAAUGACUGUGAGAAUAACUCUACGUGUGUGGAUGGGAUCAACAACUAUGUGUGUCUCUGCCCUCCUAAUUACACAGGUGAACUGUGUGAUGAGGUGAUUGACCACUGUGUUCCUGAUCUAAAUCCCUGCCAGCAUGAGUCCAAGUGUGUUCCCCUGGACAAAGGAACCAGAUGCGAGUGCUUGCCGGGCUACAGCGGCAAACACUGUGAAGUGGAUGAUGAUGACUGCGUGGGCCACAAGUGCCGGCACGGAGCCGCCUGCGUGGACGCGGUCAAUGGCUACACCUGCGUGUGCCCGCAGGGCUUCAGUGGCCUGUUGUGCGAGACGCCCCCGCCCAUGGUGCUGCUGCAGACGAGCCCCUGUGACAACUACGAGUGCCAGCACGGCGCGCAGUGCAUCGUGGCGCAGCACGAGCCCGUGUGCCGCUGCCUGGCCGGCUUCGCGGGGCAGCGCUGCGAGAAGCUCAUCACCGUCAACUUCGUGGGCAAGGACUCCUACGUGGAGCUGCCCUCCGCCAAGAUCCGCCCCCAGGCCAACAUCUCCCUGCAGGUAGCCACAGACAAGGACAAUGGCAUUUUACUGUACAAAGGAGACAAUGAUCCUUUGGCUCUGGAGCUGUACCAAGGCCACGUCAGGCUCAUCUAUGACACCCUGAGCUCCCCACCCACCACAGUGUACAGUGUGGAAACAGUAAAUGAUGGGCAGUUUCAUAGUGUGGAACUCGUGAUGCUGAAUCAAACUCUGAACCUGGUGGUGGACAAGGGGGCUCCCAAGAGUCUGGGAAAGCUCCAGAAACAGUCUUCUGUCAGCCUCAACACUCCCCUCUACAUUGGAGGGAUCCCAACCUCUACUGGAUUAUCAUCCCUGCGCCAGGGUGCAGAUAAGACACCAAAUGGUUUUCAUGGCUGCAUUCACGAUGUCAGGAUCAACAACGAGCUGCAGGAUUUCAAGGAUUUACCCCAGCAGUCACUGGGAGUCCUUCCUGGCUGCAAAUCCUGUAACAUCUGCAAGCACGGGAUUUGCCGCUCCCUGGAGAAAACGAGCGUGAUUUGUGAAUGUCACCCAGGCUGGACGGGCCCUCUGUGUGACCAGGAAAUUGGAGAUCCAUGUCUUAACCACAAGUGUCUGCAUGGCAAGUGCACAGCAGCCGGUGCUGCUUACACCUGUAAGUGCGUGGAGGGCUACACGGGCCUGUUCUGUGACAAGAAGAACAAUUCCUCAAACCCCUGCAGGACUUUGAAAUGCAGCCACGGGCAGUGCAAGCUCUCGGAGCACGGGGAGCCCUACUGUGAAUGUGACCCUGGCUACAGCGGAGAGCUCUGUGACAGAGCAGAGAACCUGUGCCAAGGAGAAGUCAUCCGGGAGGUGGUGCGCAAGCAGCAGGGCUACACCUCGUGCGCCACGGCCUCCAAGGUGCCGCGGCUGGAGUGCCGCGGGGGCUGCGGCGGCGGGCAGUGCUGCGUGCCCCUCCGCAGCAAGAGGAGGAAAUACUUCUUCCAGUGCCUGGAUGGCUCCACCUUCACGGAGGAACUGGAGAGACACGUGGAGUGCGGCUGCUCAAAGUGCUCGUAAAGCCAUCCUUGGGUCUCUCGCCACUUUAAUCGACUCAGAAGCGUUAUGGAAACGGGACCUAUUUACUUGCAGAGUGAAGAAGAAGAAAAGAAUUAUUAAGUAUAUUGUAAAAUAAGCAAAAAAUAGAACUUAUUUUUAUUAUGGAAAGUGACUAUUUUCAUCUUUUAUUAUAUAAAGUAUCGCACCACUUUGGGUAUAUGUAUCAUAUAGUGAGCUAUUUUUACCAUGAAACUUUUUUAACAGUUGUAAGAAAAAAAAUUCAAAAGCUAAAAGGUUAAAAAAAAAAUUAUAUCUAUAAAGAAAACAUAGCCUAACAGGAAAAAUGUGGGGUGACUUUAUGUGUAUGCACAAUGAACAGACAUAAAGGUGUUCCAAGGACCUACUGCCAGACUGAUUUGGGCUGAAGAAAGCUCCGAGGCCCUGGCUGGGAGUUCCAGGGGAGCAGAUCCCCAUGACUGACUGCAUCCAGGCACCUGAAGAGCCUCCUCAGCCCCUUCUCUUUCCAACACCGCCAACAUUGGUUUGCUCCUGUACAGUGGCCCCGCUUGCUGUCCGUGAACUGGUUCCCUGGAGUACACAGGCACUGCCAUAGCUUGAGGCUAAUUACAUUAUUUGACUAUUGUAAUACUAUAAUAAUGCAUUUUUUGCUGUGUAUGUUGUAUUUAUCUGUGUUCAUGUUAUAUUCUGCGGCAACUGUAUCUAUAGAGCACAGGCAGCUUUAUCCAAAAGAAGGGUGCAAAGGGAAAGGAAGUGGAGAAAUUUAUGUUGCUUUGGGUAAUUUGGGGGCAAAAAUGUGAAAUAAGUGCUAAGUGAUGCCUAAUAAAUGACAUAGUACUUUUGUGUAAACUCCUCAGCUAUGUUAUUUCCCAAGGUUGUGCCUUCUUGCUCCCAGUCUUGAGCCCUUUUUUGUAUAUGAAAUGUAAGGAAUGCACUGCUACAUAGUUUAUCACACCUUGACACUUUAACUUGCAAAGGUCGUAAAGAGCAUGAAAAUACCGCAGGUGCCAGAAGGCACCUGCAAUGUAUCAGCUUUUACUGCCACUGUCACUUGAGCCAGGGUGUGAGCUGGGCCGUGGCUGCUGCUCAGCCUCACGCUGGCUCUGAGCAGCUGCCUGCCUCCGCACGGCUUUCCAGGCGAGCAGAAGUUGCACUAACUCCAUGUGAAGGUGUUCAGCUGACACCUGUCCUGCAGGGAGAGCUGUCCCAGCUCCGCCCAGUGCAGCCUGACCUGCUCACCAAAGCUCCUCCACCUGCUCCAUGUCCUGCACUCGUGCCUCCCCAAGGACCCCCACUCUCCUGAGCUGUGUUCAGAGCAACUGCUGAGUAGGAGUUGGAAAUCAAUGCAGGGAUGAAUUCUCACCGGGGAUGCGAGGGAAAAAUUGACUCUGGGAGUGAGUUUGAUUUCUGAAGGGUUUUUGUCAGGGCUGCCUUUCAGGGUCAGGACAUACAUGCAAAGAGCACCAUGGAUACCUUGAAUUUUCUCUUACUGUAAGUUUCAAACCUUCCCAUCAACAACUGUUCUAUUACCUGUAUCAUUUCUUUCUUUCUCUAAUGGAGUAAGAAUGGAACUUGUCUUCAAGUUCUCUGUCUCUAAGGAAGGUAAUCAGAGAUGCCUCCUAGCAGCCGUAAAGUCCUUCUGGGAACACUUACUGGUCUCAACAACAAAGGAUGAGUAGGAAAGUUGAAUCAAGAAAAUGGGACAGCUUUGAUUUGGGCUUUGGAAGGAUGCACAGAAUGCAACCCUGCCAUGACAAGGAGAAAUGUUUAUUUCCCACUAAAGCUGAGAAACCAUCUAGCUAUAAUACAGCCAGAAAGCUGUAACAUGCUUGUUGUUCUUCUGCUAUGUCAGUUUCUCCUUAACUGCAGCAGUUCAUUCAUUUUUCUCUGUUAUGACCAGAACAAUGUGAGCAGAAGGGACAUAACCAAUUUAACAGGCAUCUCAAAAAAAUCAUCAAAAUAAAUAUCAGCACAUGGAGCUGGCAAUCGGUGACACAUAAAACAAUCACUACCUAAUGUGCCAGACUCUUAUUGAUACAGUACAGCUCAAAAGCCAGGGGAAAACUAACCCUGGUUGCAAGUACUGUGGACUGCUAUUUAUUUUUAAUAGAAUAUCAGCAGCUCAUAGCAGCUGGGGUUUGUGAUGUACAACAAAAAUCACCUAAACCACAACCCACACAUUUUAAAAAUUCAUGUGAGUGACUGCAAACACUUGUACAAAUAUGUGCCAGGCACACUACUACCAUUAAUGAUUCAUUCCUGCUUAAAAACAUUUGAAUUUCUAAAGAAGCAGCUGCUGUGGUGUCAGGCAGAAGAAAGCCAGCCUGGCAGUGGCUCACCAGCCCUCAGAUUUGUAGCCUCUGGACUGCCAAGGCCUGCAGAAACACAGCCCCUCUUGAACCUGUCCAAAGCUGUGCUCACUCUGUCACCUGAGCAGCAGCACUGUGACAAACAGGGUGACAUUCGCGGGUGGCCUCACACCUGCUUCAGGGUGUUCUGAAAGCAAAGGCCUGGCAAGGCAAAAAGCCAUCAACAUCUUGUGAACACACCACUCUGGGAUUUACUUAAGCCAAGCCUUGCAGCAACGGGACCAGCAACAACUCAGCAAGGCCGGCCCUGUUCCUGGUCCUCUUCUGUCCUGGCACUUCAGUGUUAAGAAAAUAUCUAUUUUGUAACCAAAUGAUGCAAUUUUUGUAUACUUUUAGGCAGCACUUGCCACUGAAGAGUGAUGCUUUAUGUCCAUGAUUCUCUGACUUGCUAUAGAAUUAUUUUAAGAAGAAAAUAAAAAAGCAUUCAGAUGUGCCAAAAAUGUGUGGUUAAUUGAAGUGUAAUUAGCUCUGAAAGUUCCUUUGUAACCUGCCUAAUGUUACAAUCGAUUUCAAGAACUGUGGGUACAAUGCAGUAGUUUUUACCUCCAGAAAGUUUUAAUAUAAAGUGAAGAAAUAUGCUUACCCUUUGAAAAUGGCAAUGCAGACUGGUGUGAACUGAUGUAUUUUAUUAUUAGAUUCUCAUUGUGAUGUAAGUUUAAAUAAAUUGUUGGGUUAUGGAAGAUUGUAA